GUAUCCAGAAUCAUUUAUUAAUUGACACUUACACACCAUUAGCCUCUGCAACUCUCAAUAAAUCAGUUUAUGUUUUCCAAAUACCAAUCAAAUGAAUGUACAGAUCAUUGGAAGCUGGGCUAGACAAUCCCGCCGCAGGACACGUCGCCCAUCACGGCGCUGACUGACGUUGGACAUCGCCGCUCCUGCAGCUCGUCGAAAAGAAAAUGAGCACUAAACCUAAGAGCCACAAGGCCAUGGGAGAUGGAGAGUGGAUGGUGAGGCUGAGGGCAUUUGCCAGCUCUGGCGUUUGGCCCUCUGGAGGUAAUAGACCAUCCCAAAGGCAGCAGAAGUGGCAUGACCUCUACCAGAAGGUAAAGUAUGUGAAGAUUGAGAAAUGCCCCAUGCAAGCCCAUAGACUGACCACCCUCUUUGGAGGGUCCGUGGCCUGUAAUUGUGGAUUCCACGCUGUUAAGCAGCCUGCAACACAGACUCCCGCUGAAGCCCGGACUGAGUCUGAGGCUCAGUCUAUGGUCUCAGACUCGGACCCUGGUGCGACCCCUCAGUUUGUGGCCUCAGACUCAGACCCUGGUGCAACUACUGCAGCUCCCAGGUCUUUCGUGCAGCCCCAUGUGAGUUUGUCAAUGGAUGAGACCGGAGGAGUUUCUUCAGCCACUGCUGGUGCUGCAGCUUCGUUCUGGUUGCCGGGGGAGCUGAGCAAGACCAUUCCUGUGCAGGACCAGAGUUGGAUUGCCAGCACCCUCUUUCCCUCCGGCAAACUGCGGCCAGAUUUGGAGCUGUGGUAUGAGCCCCCUGUCCCAGCGCUCAUUUACCACCAGACACCGGCACCCGACCACUUCUUCACCCAUCGGCUGAUGGUGUGGAUGCCAUACCACCUGUGGAAGGUGAGGGUGUCCUGCCCGGCUUGUGGGAAGCAGCUGACGGGCUAUGGUGUCCACAAGAGGGCUCGGAAGGUCCUGGACAUCGACAGGUAUUACCUGAUGCUGACAGAGACACUCAGGUGCACUGUGUGUUCCCUGAACUAUCUGUCUACCAGUCAGACUGUCCGGGACCAGCUGGACCUGCCACACCAGAAGCUGUUUGAGGUGAUCCUGACACGCAAGUAUGCUUGUGACAUCCGUGUCAUUCGGCUGCUUCGGGACCGGACCCUCGGAAACAGUCCAGCUCGACUGAUAAGGCAGCUCAGGGAGAACCACGGGGAGAAAUGGUUGAACCGGUUGGCACACUAUCUUGGGGAGUGUGCUAACUUUAUGGAGCGGCCCGGCCUCUUCCCAGUGAUCUGCCAGGAGCCCCCGGAGCCCAUUGAUGUCCCUACUAGUCGCUGGCUGCUGUCUGUCUACAGCAGGGACAUCCUUUCCCGCCUGGACCAUAUUAAGGCCAGCAUCACCUCCACGUUUGGUUCUAUCUUAAAGAUGAACUCAACCGAAAAGAUCACAAAGAAGCUGGCUGGCCACGGCAGGGGGACAGCUCUCUGCGUUACCUCCAUAGGCAAUGAGGUUGGCCAGGUCCUGACCAGUGUCCUGUCAGUGCAGGAGGGGCCGGGACUGGACAAGAUGGUGUCUGGGGUGAUGGAGCGGUACAGCCGGGCAUGUGUUCCCCCACCUGUACUGCUGUAUGUGGACUGUGGCUGCUGCGUGAGCGAGGGGGAGAGCAAGCUGCAGACCAGGUUUGCACAGUGGCCAGACAUCCACAUACGACUGGACAUCUGGCAUUUCAUGAAAAGGCUGGCCAUCGGCUGCACCACUGACGCUCAUCCCCUCUACCCCACCUUCAUGGGCUACCUGUCUGCAUGCAUCUUUGAGUGGGAUGCAGGGGACCUCAGUCUGUUGCGGCAGGCUAAGAAAGAGCAACUCAGACAGGAGGGUGUGCCAGCGCUUACUGAUCUCCUGGUGGACAGGAGAAUCAGUAAGAAGGAGCUGAACCAGUACUGCCGAAGGAGGACACGUGGGGAGGAGGGCACCAUCAGCCUCAUCGAGCAGCUGCUGCAAACACUGGGGGGGGCAAACGGGAGAGACCUCAUGGGGGUGCCGCUGCUGGACCAGGUGCGCAUGGAGCACAUCUGGCGUGUGCAGAAACGACACGUCAGGUGCAUCCAGGAUGUGCCAGGUGUGCAGCUGUACACAGAGACAGGCGACACCACCAAGGGGGGCGUUGUCCUGACCAGGUACCGCUGUGCCAGAGGGUCCACGUCCCUGGAGGCUUUUCAUUUCCACCUGAACAGGUUCAUUCCAGGAACCAGUGCCAACGCACUGAACUUUCAGCUGUACCUCCUGGAAGGCCUCAACAGGUGGAACCAGGAUCAGGGGACUGUAGCGGUGACUACCAAGCCGUCAUCUCUCCUCACUUACGCCGGCGAUGUGGUCCAGUGUGUCAACACCAACAGCUUGAAAGUGUUUGGCCGGGUACUUGUGCCAAACUUCAGGCCAUCUGCCAGAUACACUGGAGAGCUGCUUGGUGUUGACUACCUGCUGAGUCAGACUGGACAGCCCCUGGCAGUGAACCCCGACUCAGAGGAGACGGAGGGCAUCCUGGAGGAUGUAGAUGAGGGCGAGGAAGAAGAAGACGAUGGCUUCGAGAAAGAUACAGUGUCAAGUCUCCUUGAUGACUGGAGCUUCUCUACCUCCUCCUUGUCCGCUGCGUCUGCUAUGGCUGUUGCGUCUUGCCUGUCUGCUGCAUCCUCUCCAGCUGCGUCCUCCCUGCUGCGUCCUCUCCAGCUGCUGUGUCCUCUGUGGAUGCUGCCUCUGCCCAGUCUGCCGUUCUCCCCCCUGUGCGCCCCCUGCACUAGGCAGCGCCGUGGGCCUGGCAGAGGUGAAGAGGAAGGUCUCACCCACAGUUGUGACACCGGUGGCUAUGAAGCUGCGUCCCCAGUGGCAGCUCUUCCCUGCUCCACCCUCGGGUCCUCAGCAGGUGAUGCAGCCACAGCUCAUCCCUGCUCCACACUCGGGUCCUCAGCUACAGCUCACUCCUGCUCCACCCUCGGGUCCUCAGCUACAGCUCACUCCUGCUCCACCCUCGGGUCCUCAGCUACAGCUCUUCCCUGCUCCACCCUCGGGUCCUCAGCAGGUGAUGCAGCCACAGCUCAUCCCUGCUCCACACUCGGGUCCUCAGCUACAGCUCACUCCUGCUCCGCCCUCGGGUCCUCAGCUACAGCUCAUCCCUGCUCCACCCUCGGGUCCUCAGCAGGUGAUGCAGCCACAGCUCAUCCCUGCUCCACACUCGGGUCCUCAGCUACAGCUCACCCCUGCUCCACCCUCGGGUCCUCAGCUACAGCUCACCCCUGCUCCACCCUCGGGUCCUCAGCUACAGCUCAUCCCUGCUCCACACUCGGGUCCUCAGCCACAGCUCAUCCCUGCUCCACCCACAUUCCCUCAGUUCCUGAUGCUGGCUCCAAAGGCCCUGGGUGUCAGCCUCUCCUCAGCUCCUCCUGCUCCUGCUUCAGUCCCGCGAAAACUGACCCGUAAGGUACAGCACAACACGUGCAAGAAAUGCGGGCAGUUCAGGACAGCUGAAACUGGACACAGCCAAUACAAGGGUGUGGUUUACUGCCCCUCUGUAGAGGCUGUCCCAAAGGAGCAGUGGUUGGAGAACAUCAAAAAACAGAAAUGAUUGUUUAUCCCCCUACCAAAGGCUUGGACAUUGGACACUUUUUAUGUACAUAGUUUUUAUCUUAUAUUUAAUGUUAAUGUUAAUUAAGUUCUAAUGUUCAGUUUCUGUUGAAAUUGAUAUAGGUGUUUUUUCAGUUGUAUAGUAAUUUGGUGGCUGUAGUUUGUGGUGCUGUUGAAUUUUAAUAUUAUAUGGUAUGUUUAAUGUUUUUAUGUCAUCUUAUACUGUGAAGUGUUUGACAUUUUGUCUUCCCCAGUUUUAUCAGUAAGGGAUGACACACUUCAUUGACUGAAAGUAAAAGUUUGUUUCUUUCA
Molecule: messenger RNA, 3917 nt
Organism: Micropterus salmoides (largemouth bass)
Lineage: Eukaryota; Metazoa; Chordata; Actinopteri; Centrarchiformes; Centrarchidae
Exons: 9
Coding region: 207-3461 (1084 amino acids)
Source: RefSeq, a predicted model, not a curated record